Molecule: messenger RNA, 2155 nt
Organism: Solenopsis invicta (red fire ant)
Lineage: Eukaryota; Metazoa; Arthropoda; Insecta; Hymenoptera; Formicidae
Exons: 5
Coding region: 587-1852 (421 amino acids)
Source: RefSeq, a predicted model, not a curated record
UGUUAAAUAAAGACAUAUUUAAAUCUCAUUUAAAGCCAAAAUAACGUUAAUGCAAUCAAGCCUUGCUCUCUAUGAGCGAUCGCACAGCUGGAUACGUUAAUAUACAAUAUGUAUACUACGAUCGCUCUGUAUUCUCUCAACGUCUCUCUCUCUACAGCUUCUGCAGCACCUCUUCACUUUAGGUUGCGUAUCGAGAUUUACUGCUAGUACUGAAAAUCUAUAGUAUAUGUGACGUAAACUAUAGAUUUUAAGGCGGGAACACAGACCCUUGCAUAGCUGCACAACCGUAUGCCUAAGGAAAUUGAUUGGUCCACUUUUUCUUAUGUAUGUGCUAUAGCUCUGCUCUCUGUACGUACCUUUAGUAACGUGAAUGCAACAUUUUGUAUCACAUUGUUUUCUGUUAUGAAUGUCAUGAUAAUUGGUUUUGAAAACUGGCAUUGUAUUAAGUUGUGCUAUUCGGUAAAGAAUUGUUAGUAAUCUCAUCAAAAAUGAAUGAAAGCCCACCGAUACAUAUUUCCAAGCACGAAAAGGAUUAACAGAAAUAAGAGAACAUAUCUCAGGCUGUGAGACUGAUAUUGGAAAAGAAAUGGGAAGAAGGAAAAGGAAGAAGGAAAGCACACAAAUCGAAUUUUCAGAUGAGUCUGAUAAUGACCAAGACAUAAAAAAUCAAUUUAUGACAAAAAAGUCAAGCAUUUCUUCACCAUCAGUAAGCCAUGUUCCUGAAGUUUUUAUACCAGUUGAUAAAAAUUCUGAUCAUAAGUACAAAAGAAAUGUAAAUCAAGAUUCCUCAAGUAUAAAAAACCUAAAAGUUGCAAGAUAUCAAGAUGAACUUACAUCAGAAAAUAUUCGUAAGAAUUUACUUAAAAAACGCAUUAGUAAAAGGAAAAAAAUUGUGAAAGAGGCUGAGAAGAAAAAGGAUGUAUUACUCACUGCACAUUCACAGCAAUCUAUAAAAUCUUCAGUGAACACUGCAUUCAAUAAUUUCAUAGAACUGUGUGAUAAGACUGAAAUAGAGACCAAAGAAGAGAUUGAAGAACCCAAUAGUUUUACAUCUUGUGCAGUAUCCUCCAAAACUUCAUCGUGUACUUCAGAAAAACAAAUAUUUAUUGUGAGUUCCACGAAUAUGUCCAAUAUUUCAAGGACGUCUGACGAUUCACUUGAAAAUCCACAGAAAUCUUCCGUGUUAAAUUUAAAAUCAGAAGAAUAUAAUCAGAUAAAUCCUUUGUCUCAUUCACUGAUGAAAGAUACUUCACUGGAUGUUCAAUCUGUACAGAAAGAGAAUCUACUUUUUUCUAGGACGAAAAGGCAGUUUGACUCAUCUGUUUGUAAUUUAACAGAUAAUAUUAAUGCAUUAGAUUUUAAUCUACAUUUUAAAACAUUGGAAAAAAAGUUAGAUGACAUUAACAGCAAGCUUGAUAUGAUUAUUAUGAAUCAAGAACAGUUAAAUAAAGGUCUGCUUCCAAAACAGGCUAUUAUCACUAGACCCCCAAAUCUACCUACUCUACCUUUAGAUGACAUAAAAGGACUUGAAGCGUUUGAGAAAUUUAUAUCUGAAGAAGUAAAUCUUUCAGCAACGUGCUAUUAUAUGAAGACUUUUCCUUUAGGAAAUAAUGAGAAAACUGCAACGUUAAAACUUAUGGCUAAACUGAUGACCAAUUCUUUAGCUUUACAUUUCAAUUUUGAUGGUCAAAAUACUCAGAAAGCACUUAAAAUUAAAAGACCAUUUAAAAAGCUAAAAUUGUGGGAAUUAGUACAAGGAGUGAUGCAAUUAAAAUUUCCGGCUAGUGAUUUAUCAGAAACUCUAAAUGCAGUCAGAAGUUGGCUACGAAAUGCUGCUGGGCGUAAAUUAUAAUUGAAAUGUGAAAGGAGGGUAUAUGAAAAUGGCCAAAAUUCGCCCCAAGCAAUAACCUAGAAAAACUAAUUCCACUAUUUCUUGAUGUAUUUUCAAAGAGAAAUAUUUAUAAUAUCGGAACGUGUGGGAAAAUAGCUGAUUACAAUAAAAUAUACAAAAUAUGUAAUGCAUGUUUUAUUUUUUUUUUUUAUUUCUCUAUGAUUAGACUUGUAUAUACGUUAAUAUAUGUAUUUAUGUACAUUUUGUAUACAAAUGUCUGUGCAACAGCAAUUUUCAAUAAAGAAGUAUUAAAUUUUUUAUAAA